Molecule: messenger RNA, 1532 nt
Organism: Cicer arietinum (chickpea)
Lineage: Eukaryota; Viridiplantae; Streptophyta; Magnoliopsida; Fabales; Fabaceae
Product: zinc-finger homeodomain protein 11-like
Biological process (GO): regulation of developmental process; regulation of DNA-templated transcription
Cellular component (GO): nucleus
Molecular function (GO): DNA-binding transcription factor activity; transcription cis-regulatory region binding
Source: RefSeq, a predicted model, not a curated record
ACCCCAUUUAAACCUCAGAUUUUGUCAUCACUUCUCAUUAUAACCAUCAUCAUCACACUCUCUACCUCCAUAAUCAUCAUCACCUUCUUUCUUCCAAAAACAAUCCCAUUAUCCCUUUCCCUUGUUUUUUCUCCCUUUUGUUUCCUUUCCCCUUUCAACCCUACAACACUUCAUCAAACUAACACAUCCCUUUAAAUCAAAAAAGAAAGAAAAAAAAACCCUAAUCCCCUCUCUCUCUCUUCAAGAGAGACAAAGACAUGGACAUGACCAUAGAUGCAGAUGCUAAAACACCACCAUCAACCCAACCCAACAACACAACAACUUUAAAGUCUUCACCUUUCACAAACGGCACACACAAACGCCACCAGUUAACCAUCACUCCUCCGCCGCAUCAACCACCACCAUCCAUGGUUGUUUCUUACAAAGAAUGUCUCAAAAAUCAUGCUGCAGCUUUAGGUGGACAUGCACUUGAUGGAUGUGGCGAAUUCAUGCCUUCUUCUUCUGUUAAUCUCAAUGACCCUCGUUCCCUCAAAUGUGCAGCUUGUGGUUGUCACCGUAACUUCCACCGCCGUGACCCUCAAGAACACAUCAUCACCACCACCGCCGCAACCACCAACAACAAUUUUGUAAGUUGCAUUUACACAACACCUUCAACAACAGUUCCACCACCACAACCACCACUACCACAAUCGCACCGUGGACCAAUUAGUCAAAGCACAAGUCCAAGUCAAAGUACAAGCCCAAGUCAAAGCCCAAGCCCAAUUUCAAGCCCAUCAUCACCACCACCACUCUCACAUUUACCACCUUCUUCUUACCACACUUCAGCACCCCACAUGCUUUUAGCACUUGGAAAUGCUUAUUCAACAACACCACCAACAACUUCCAAUCAUGAUCAACAUCAUCAAAGACAUAUCAAUUUUUCCUCCUCCGUUGUUAAGAUUGAGAACAACCCAAGUGGAAAAAAGAGGUACAGAACAAAAUUCAGCAAAGAACAGAAAGAGAAGAUGCAAAAAUUUUCUGAGAAAUUGGGAUGGAGAAUGCAAAAGGGUGAUGAUGGAUUGGUUCAGAAAUUCUGCAAUGAUGUUGGUGUUUCAAGAGGGGUUUUCAAAGUUUGGAUGCAUAACAAUAAGAAUAAGAGAUCAGAAUCUGAUGUUGGAAUUGGAAUUGGAAUUGGUGAUCAAAAUGUUGAUGAUAAGAACAAUGAUGGUGGUGGAAGUGGAUUUCGCAGUGAUAUUAACAAUGAGAUUCAUACGAGUGAAGAUGGCUGUGUCAAUAAUGUUCAUGUUUCUUCUGUUAAUGGUAAUUGACGGACUGCAGUAAAAAAAAACCUGGAUUGCAUUUUUAGAGCUGUUGGAUCUAAAAUGGAACGGUUCGUAUUUAAAGUUUGAUAUUUUAUUUUGUUAAAAUCAAAAUAAAUGUUGAUAUUUUGAUUUUGAUCUAACACUCUAAAAGUUCAGGCCACACAAAUGUGGACUUUGUUUUUGACCGUAUGGAGUAUGAUUUCAUAAAUUACAACUAUUUUUUUGCUUUUA